AUGACUGUUUGUCAGAUUUGCGAUAAAUCCGUUAAGUUACACGAGAAUAAACUCUGCUCAAUUUGUGCAAGCUCAUAUCACUAUUAUUGCCUGAAGAUUUCCCAUGAUAAUUUCCUAAAAGAAUCCAAGGCAUAUAAGGUGGCGUGGAAAUGUAGUUCAUGUAAGAGUUCCGACAGACGAACCGCUGCUGCCUCGACCCCUUCUCACCUGAGUUCACCUGGACCAUCUCAGCCGUCGGAAUUUGACCUUCAGGACUUAAAACGGCAUUUUGAUACACAACUUCAGGAUUCCCUUGCAAAAUUACUUGCCGACAUCAAAAGUGAUAUUUCCACAGAAAGUGCUGCAACCUGUGACAGGUUACGGGAUCUCACUGAAAGUGUGAACUUCCUGUCUUCCAAGUGCGAUAAAUUGGAGGAAAGCUUGAUCUCCAAGACUAAAGCUUUAGAUGAGCUUAAGCUAGAAAACACUAGUCUCCGCAGUGAGAUAGAUGUCCUGUCGUCUCGUCUUGAAGAUCUGGAUCAGCGUUCUCGCAACUGCAAUAUAGAAAUCCAGUGUGUUCCGGAGCGUAAGGGCGAGAAUUUACAUACUAUUAUAAGCCAGGUUGCAUCAAUCACGGGGUGUGCUCUUUCGGAACAGGAGAUAUCGAAUUUCCAUCGAGUUGCUAAAAUUAAUUCAGAUUCCAAUAGACCUCGUUCUAUCAUAGUUAAAUUAAGUAGUGUUCUUGCCCGCGACAAAUUAUUGACCGCCGUGAAGAGUUUUAACCGAACCCACAAAGGCGAUAAGUUAAACACAUCGCAUUUAGGUCUUGCUGGUGACAAAAAACCAGUAUAUGUAUGUGAACAUCUUACACCGGCCAACAAGAAAAUACAUGCUGCCGCUCGCCGCAUCGCAAAAGAGAAACAAUUUGAAUUUGUUUGGGUCCAAGGUGGAAAGAUAUUUAUGCGCAAAGAUAUUCAAUCCAAGGCCUUUAUUGUUAAAGAUCUCCCUUUUCUAAACACUCUAGUGUAUAAAUAG
Messenger RNA from Leptosia nina, 1014 nucleotides. The record is from the annotation of a GenBank genome assembly. Lineage: Eukaryota; Metazoa; Arthropoda; Insecta; Lepidoptera; Pieridae.